Maylandia zebra (zebra mbuna) is the source of this 2048-nucleotide messenger RNA. RefSeq names its product ubiquitin domain containing 1b (gene ubtd1b). The record is from RefSeq and is a predicted model, not a curated record. Lineage: Eukaryota; Metazoa; Chordata; Actinopteri; Cichliformes; Cichlidae. Gene Ontology annotation, molecular function: protein binding.
GCGUAAAGAAAAAAAGUUCGGCGGCGCUAGCAGACUGCCGCUGGUCACCUUUCACCAGCGAAGUAGGGAGAAUUUUUUAGGGGGGCUAUUUAAAGAAAACACUGUACCGAGCUCGUCAAAGAACUGAAGUACUCCUUCGUACGGCGGACAGAGGGAGACUGUAAUGACCCGCUGCGUUUGUCAGAGACGGAAGAUGCGGGGAAAUGAUAUCGUGCGCGCGGAAGUUUGUGUUUACUUACGCCGUGGUAGCUAGCGUGUUGGCCCUGUUAGCCUGUUAGCGAGAAAGGUGCGCUGUGUCUGGACGGGUUAAUAGCAACACUUACAAGUCAGCCCAGCUACGUUAAACAGUAGAAACAUACUGUAUAUAUCCUGAAGCUAACAACGAGCUGGUGGCAGAUGCUGGGGAUUGCUCAAACUCUUGAAACAUUGGUGCGGGCCACGAGCCGUGAACUCUGCGUGCGCGUGUCAACACGCAGGCAGAAGUUAUUUACAAAGAGGGCACUUUAAGCCCUAAUCUCAAACGUAUAGACCUGCAAAACGUGAUUUAAAUAUUAACUGCCGCCCUCAGUGCGGUUACGAAUGACAUAUCAGGCUUGCGUCCCUGUGCGUGAAAACCAUCCUCCUCAUCGGACCUAGUACAUCGUCCUCGUCCGCAAUGGGGCCCCUGUUUAGCCAGUGAGACCCGUAAAAGCGAUCUGGAGCCCGUUAGCCAUGGGGGGAUGUAUGGGCAGAUACUUGGAAGGCUGGGAAGACUCGCAGAGUCGGGGCUCCUCCAGGAACGGUGGACGAGGAGGGCGUAACGAGCCUCUGAAAAAAGAUCGUCCCAAAUGGAAGAGUGACUACCCGAUGACGGAGGGCCAGCUACGGAGCAAGCGGGAUGAGUUUUGGGACACGGCGCCGGCCUUCGAGGGCCGCAAGGAAAUCUGGGAUGCUCUGAAAGCAGCCGCUGUGGCCUUGGAGUGUAACGACCAUGAAUUAGCUCAGGCUAUAGUGGAUGGAGCCAGCAUCACACUGCCACACGGUACCCUGACAGAGUGUUACGAUGAACUUGGGAACCGCUACCAGCUGCCCGUCUACUGCCUGGCACCACCCAUCAACCUCAUCUCAGAGCGUAGUGACGAAGACCCCAGUGACAGCCCUGAACCCCCAGCAGCAUCCAAGAAGGAAUUCCAGCUCAAGGUGCGGCUGUCCACAGGAAAGGACUUGCGUCUCAGCGUCAGCAUGGUUGACACCAUAGGCCAGCUGAAGAAGCAACUGCAAGUCCAGGAAGACAUCGACGCCGUUCACCAGCGCUGGUUCUUCUCCGGGAAGCUGCUCACGGACAAGACACGGCUGCAAGACACUAAGAUCCAGAAGGACUUUGUGAUCCAGGUCAUCGUCAACCCACAGGCACUCCAAGCCCCCAAACCAUCACCGCCGACAACCACCGGCUCCUCACCUGUGCCCGAGUAACCGAGGACCAUCAGAGGAGCGAUGCAGUCUGUGAUGGACCAGAGGUGCCUCCCAAUGCUGGAUAACUUAUUCUUCUUGACAAAAGCUACUGUUACUGAAAGAGAAAUAAACUGUGAGGGUGAAACAAACAAAAACAGACAAAGAAGAAACUGAAAAGUGCUGCUUUUUUUCCCCCUUUUUUCUAAAUGUCCCUGUGUGUGCACGUGUGUGUUUUUUUUGGGGGGAUCUGCUGAGUCGUUCCAGUCAUCACACUAACCAGAGAUGCCUGUCAUCGUUGCAUAUUAAAGCAGAGCUCCUCGCGCUGGUGUGCAAGCCUUUUCUCAGUGCACAGAACGUGCACAUCAGAGCUGCACAUGCAGACUCUGCCUUUGCCCUUUAGCCUGCUAACACAGUGCCAACAGAGGAACUGCAGAGGCGUUGGUUCUAGAGCAUAUUUCUGCUAUGACACCUAUAAACUCAGCACUGUUGCUCUCUUUCUCCUCCACAGAAACAGGAAAGGAAAGCAGUAAAAAAGAAACGUGCUGAAUAUUCUUCUUCUUUUUCCUUUCCCUUACUGAGGAAAUAAAGUCAACUGGGCUUUUUUUUGCACAUUUAAA